Molecule: messenger RNA, 3119 nt
Organism: Condylura cristata (star-nosed mole)
Lineage: Eukaryota; Metazoa; Chordata; Mammalia; Eulipotyphla; Talpidae
Gene: ITGA4
Product: integrin, alpha 4 (antigen CD49D, alpha 4 subunit of VLA-4 receptor)
Exons: 28
Coding region: 1-3096 (1031 amino acids)
Biological process (GO): integrin-mediated signaling pathway; cell-matrix adhesion; cell adhesion mediated by integrin
Cellular component (GO): external side of plasma membrane; integrin complex
Molecular function (GO): integrin binding
Source: RefSeq, a predicted model, not a curated record
AUGGCUUGGGAAACGAGGAGCAGGCGCGGCCCCCGAAGGGCCGUGGUCCAGGAGGCGGUGAUGCUGCUGUUUUGCCUCGGGUUCCCAACCGGGCGCCCCUACAACGUGGACACCAAGAGCCCGCUGCUCUUUCAGGGCGCCCCCAACACCUUGUUCGGUUACUCGGUGGUGCUGCACAGCCACGGGGCAAACCGCUGGCUCAUUGUGGGAGCACCCAAGGCCAACUGGCUCUCCAACACUUCAGUAGUCCAUCCGGGGGCGAUUUACAAAUGCAGGAUCGGGAAGAAUCCAAACCAGAUCUGCGAACAGCUCCAGCUGGGUAAACCUGAUGGAGAACCUUGUGGAAAGACUUGUUUGGAAGAACGAGACAAUCAAUGGUUGGGAGUCACGCUUUCCAGGCAGCCAGGGGAAAAUGGAUCCAUAGUGACUUGUGGGCAUAGAUGGAAAAACAUAUAUUAUAUGACGAAUGAGAAUAAGCUCCCCUCAGGUAUCUGCUAUGCAGUGCCGGCUAAUUUACUAACCGAACUGAGUAAAAGAAUAGCUCCCUGUUAUAGAGACUUUGUGAGAAAAUUCGGGGAAAAUUUUGCAUCAUGUCAAGCUGGAAUAUCGAGUUUUUACACACAGGAUUUAAUUGUUAUGGGAGCCCCAGGAUCAUCUUAUUGGACUGGUUCUGUUUUUGUCUACAACAUAACUACAAAUACAUACAAGGCCUUUUUAGACAUGAAGAAUCAAGUAAAAUUUGGAAGUUAUUUAGGCUACUCCGUGGGAGCAGGUCAUUUUCGCAGUCCACAUACUACUGAAGUGGUUGGAGGAGCCCCACAGCAUGAGCAGAUUGGCAAAGCAUACAUAUUUAGCAUAGAGGAAAGAAAACUAAACAUCUUACAUGAAAUGAAAGGUAAAAAGCUUGGUUCUUACUUUGGAGCGUCUGUCUGUGCUGUGGACCUCAACGCAGAUGGCUUCUCUGACCUCCUCGUGGGAGCCCCCAUGCAAAGCAUCAUCAGGGAGGAAGGGAGAGUGUUCGUGUACAUCAACUCCGGAGUGGGAGCAGUAAUGAAUGAAAUAGAAACAGAACUUAUUGGAAGUGACAAAUACGCAGCAAGAUUUGGGGAAUCUAUAGUUAAUCUUGGUGACAUUGAUAAUGAUGGCUUUGAAGAUGUUGCUAUUGGCGCUCCACAAGAAGAUGACUUGCGAGGUGCCAUUUACAUUUACAAUGGUCGGGCAGAUGGUAUCUCACCGGCCUUCUCACAGAGAAUUGAAGGACUUCAGAUUAGCAAAUCACUAAGUAUGUUUGGACAGUCUAUAUCCGGACAAAUCGAUGCAGACAAUAAUGGAUAUGUAGAUGUAGCAGUUGGUGCUUUUCGGUCGAAUUCUGCUGUGUUGCUAAGGACAAGACCUGUAGUGAUUGUUGACGCUUCCUUAAAUCUUCCUGAGUCUGUAAACAGAACAAAGUUAAACUGUGUUGAAAGUGGGCUGCCUUCUGUGUGCAUGAAUCUGACACUCUGUUUCUCAUACAAGGGCAAAGAGGUCCCAGGUUAUAUUGUUUUGUUUUAUAAUAUAAGCUUGGAUGUGAACCGAAAGACAGAGACUCCACCAAGAUUUUACUUUUCUUCUAAUGGAACUUCUGAUGUGAUUACAGGAAGUAUGAAAGUGUCAAACAGAGUAGCUAGUUGUCAAACACAUCAAACAUUUAUGCGGAAAGAUGUGCGGGACAUCCUCACCCCAAUUCAGAUUGAAGCUGCUUAUCAUCUGGGGCACCACGUCAUCAGCAAACGAAGCACAGAUGAAUUCCCACCACUUCAGCCAAUUCUUCAACGGAAGAAAGAAAAAGACAAGAUUGAAAAAACAGUAAACUUUGCAAGAUUUUGUGCCUAUGAAAAUUGUUCAGCUGAUUUGCAGGUUUCUGCCAAAAUUGGAUUUUUGAAGCCACAUGAAAACAAAACCUAUCUUGCUGUUGGAAGUAUGAAGACAUUACUGUUGAAUGUAUCCUUGUUUAAUGCCGGAGAUGACGCAUAUGAAACAACUCUGCAUAUCAGAGUGCCCUCAGGUCUUUACUUCAUUAAGAUUCUAGCUCUGGAAGAGAAGCAAAUAAGUUGUGAAGUAACAGACAACUCUGGCCUAGUGAACCUUGACUGCAGUGUUGGCUACGUAUUUGUAGAUCAUCUAUCAAAGAUAGAUGUUAGCUUUCUCCUGGAUGCAAGUUCACUGAGCAGAGCAGAAGAGGACCUUAACAUCACAGUGCAUGCCACCUGUGAAAAUGAAGGGGAAAAGGACAACAUGAAGCAAAAUAAAGUGACUUUAGCAAUUCCUCUCAAGUAUGAGGUUAUGCUCAGUGUUCAUGGAUUCAUAAAUCCAACUUCAUUUGUGUAUGGACCAAAGGAAGAAAAUGAACCAGAAACAUGUGUGAAAGAGAAAAUGAACUUCACUUUUCAUGUUAUCAACAUGGGCCCUAGCAUGGCUCCAAAUGUCAGUGUGGAGAUAGUAGUACCAAAUGCAAUUAUGCCCCAAGCCCACAAGUUAUUCAACAUUUUGGAUGUCCAGACUAGUAUUGGAGAAUGCCAUUUUAAGAAUUAUCAAAGAGAGUGUGCAUUAGAACAACAAAAAAGUAUAAUAGACAAGGUGAAAGAUACAUUCAUGUUUUUCUCAAAGACUGAUAAGAUAAUACUGUACUGCUUGAAAGUUGAUCCAUAUUGUUUAAGUUUCUUAUGCAAUUUUGGAAAAAUGGAAAGUGGAAAAGAAGCCAGUGUUCACUUUCAGCUGGAAGGCCGACCAUACCUUUUGGAAAUGGAUGAGAGUUUAGCACUCAAGCUUGAUAUAAGAGCAACAGCCUUUCCAGAGCCAAAUCCUAAAGUUAUUGAACUGAGCAAGGAAGAGAAUGUUGCACAAGUUCUGCUUGAAGGAAUACAUCAUCAAAGACCCAAACGUUCUUUCAAAAUAAUGAUUCUGUCAAGUAGUUUGUUGCUUGGGCUUCUUUUACUUCUAUUGAUUUCCUUUGGCAUGUGGAAGGCUGGCUUCUUUAAAAGACAGUACAAAACUAUCCUAGAAGAAGAAAAAAGAAACAGUUGGAGUUAUGUGAUGAGUCAAAAUGAUGAUGAUUAAAGACUUCUUUCAAAGUGAGAGAA